AUGAUGAUGUUUUGGAAGCUUAUGUUCAUACUUGCUGUGUUUACCGCCACAACACAGGCGGACUGUCCAAUGAGUCAAAAUCCUAAAGCUGUGAUUGAGUGUCUACGUUACAUAACAUCGGGUCUUUAUGGAGCAGUAACGAAAGAUUUGAAAAUAAUUUGUUCGAUUGCGUCUGAUAUUGCUAUAUGUGCAAGACGGGAAUUGGGUGAUUGUGUCGCAGCAGAAGUUGGUAGAAAAGCGCUUGACGAAAUUAGAGAUUUGGCCGAUAACUGCUGUCCAGAUAGAAACCGUCCGCGAUGUCCUAUUCGAGAUUCGAUAAUAAACGAACAGCGUUGUUUUGCAGCCGACUCUCUUGUCACUCUGGCCAAUGGACAACACAAGUUCAUUACACAACUACAAUCAGGCGACACUCUUCUCGCCUACGACGAUAAAACUAAACAACUCAUCCACACACCUCUCCUCACCAUGCUCGAUUUCCAACCACACCGAUUCGCCUUGUUCAAGCAGCUCACAACUCUAUCCGGUCGACAACUAUCACUCACUUCAUCUCAUCUUCUUCCAACAAGUGACCAAAGCUAUGUCAUGGCAAAGAAUCUUCGCAUUGGCAUGAACAUCUAUGUCAUGAAUGAUGAAGGUGUGCUGGUGAGUGAAACAAUCACGAAUAUAACAGAUGUUGUGAAACAGGGAUACGCUGCUCCACUGACUGCAGAAGGUACACUGAUAGUGAACAACAUCGCUAGUUCAUGUUAUGCAACAAUCAACAGUCAUCAUGUUGCUCAUGCUGCAGUGGCGCCGAUGCGAUGGUGGUAUCGUUUAUUCGGAAUGUCGUGGAAGGGAUCGGAAGGAGGAGAAGGAAUUCACUGGUCUUGUUGUGUGCAAAGUCGUUUUCCUCGUCAUCUGACUGCUCCGAUUUACUACGAUGUUAUUCAAAAUUCUACUUAUCAUGAUCCGUUGGAAUUAAUUGAAUGCUUAUCUCAUCUGAGCACCAUGCUGCUCGGAUUCGCCAAGAACGAUAUCAGUAGAGUAUGUCGAUCCACUUCGUUGAUAGCACAGUGUGCUCAAGGUCAUCUCUCAGAAUGUGUUGGACAGCAGCUAGGCAUUGCCGCAUUUAAUGAAAUUAGGCAUUUGGCACUGAAUUGUUGCCCAGAUCGCAACAGUGCAAACUGUUCUAUUCGAGACUCGACACUGAAAGAUCAACGUUGCUUUGCUGCCGACUCUCUUGUCACUCUGGCCAAUGGACAACACAAGUUCAUUACACAACUACAAUCAGGCGACACUCUUCUCGCCUACGACGAUAAAACUAAACAACUCAUCCACACACCUCUCCUCACCAUGCUCGAUUUCCAACCACACCGAUUCGCCUUGUUCAAGCAGCUCACAACUCUCUCCGGUCGACAACUAUCACUCACUUCAUCUCAUCUUCUUCCAACAAGUGAACAAAGCUAUGUCAUGGCAAAGAAUCUUCGCAUUGGCAUGAACAUCUAUGUCAUGAAUGAUGAAGGUGUGCUGAUGAGUGAAACAAUCACGAAUAUAACAGAUGUUGUGAAACAGGGAUACGUUGCUCCACUGACUGCAGAAGGUACACUGAUAGUGAACAACAUUGCCAGUUCAUGUUAUGCAACAAUCAACAGUCAUCAUGUUGCUCAUGGUGCAGUGGCACCGAUGCGAUGGUGGUAUCGUUUAUUCGGAAUGUCGUGGAAGGGAUCGGAAGGAGGUGAAGGAAUUCACUGGUUUGCAAAUAUGUUGUAUGAAAUAGCUGUAUUCAUUGUUCCAUCCAUCAUACACUAUUGA
Molecule: messenger RNA, 1791 nt
Organism: Adineta ricciae
Lineage: Eukaryota; Metazoa; Rotifera; Eurotatoria; Adinetida; Adinetidae
Source: the annotation of a GenBank genome assembly